AUGAGAAACUACACAGAAAUAACUGAGUUUAUCCUCUUGGGAUUGUCAGAUGACCCAAAGCUUCAGGUCAUGAUUUUUGUCUUUCUGUUCAUCACCUACAUGCUCAGCAUCACUGGGAACCUGACCAUUAUCACCCUCACCCUGGUGGACUCCCAGCUCCAGACACCCAUGUAUUUCUUUCUCAGGAAUUUCUCCUUAUUAGAAGUUUCAUUCACAACUGUCAGCAUACCCAAGUUCCUGGGCACCAUUGUAACAGGAAAUAAAACUAUUUCCUUUAAUGAUUGCAUUGCACAAUUAUUUUUUUUCAUUCUCUUGGGGGUUACUGAAUUUUACCUUCUGGCUGCCAUGUCUUAUGACCGUUAUAUUGCCAUCUGCAAACCCCUGCAUUACGUGUCCAUCAUGAAUCGCCAAGUAUGCACAUUGCUUGUCUUCUCUUCAUGGCUGACUUCAUUCUUAAUCAUAUUCCCAGCACUCCUAUUGGUCUUAAAGCUCGAUUACUGCAGUUCCAAUGUUAUUGACCAUUUUACCUGUGAUUAUUUUCCCCUGCUGCAACUUUCUUGUUCAGACACGCAAUUCCUAGAGAUAAUGGGUUUUUCCUGUGCUGUGUUCACUCUAAUGUUCACUUUGGCAUUAAUAAUUUUGUCCUACAUAUACAUCAUCAGGACAAUUUUGAAGAUUCCUUCUACCAGUCAGAGGACAAAGGCUUUUUCCACAUGUUCUUCCCACAUGAUUGUCAUUUCCAUCUCUUAUGGCAGCUGCAUUUUCAUGUACAUUAAACCCUCUGCAAAAGACAGGGUGUCUCUAAGCAAGGGAGUAGCUGUGCUAAACACCUCAGUAGCCCCCAUGCUGAACCCCUUCAUCUACAGCCUACGCAAUGAACAGGUGAAGCGAGCCUUCAUGGACAUGGCGAGGAAGACUGUAUUUUUCACAAGCAAGUGA
Messenger RNA from Choloepus didactylus (southern two-toed sloth), 939 nucleotides. RefSeq names its product olfactory receptor 6C1. Bases 1 to 939 code for a protein of 312 amino acids. The record is from RefSeq and is a predicted model, not a curated record. The transcript has a single exon. Lineage: Eukaryota; Metazoa; Chordata; Mammalia; Pilosa; Megalonychidae. Gene Ontology annotation, biological process: G protein-coupled receptor signaling pathway. Gene Ontology annotation, molecular function: olfactory receptor activity; G protein-coupled receptor activity. Gene Ontology annotation, cellular component: membrane.